Messenger RNA from Paramuricea clavata, 3514 nucleotides. The record is from the annotation of a GenBank genome assembly. Lineage: Eukaryota; Metazoa; Cnidaria; Anthozoa; Malacalcyonacea; Plexauridae.
AUGUUCCAUCAAAGCUCUCGGACUGUGCGGACGUGUCUUACAGAGCUCUACAAAAUGUCUGACUUUUUGAUGAAGGUUGUGAAGUGUUUAGACCAAAUCAAAGCUCAAGGCCUUUCCAAUCUCGAAUAUGAUGGAAAGAAGCUCAAAUGGAGAAAUGAUUUUGCGGAACUAAAAAAAAUUAUCGAAGAUAGUCUUGGUAUUAAAGGCAAAUGGUCGUCGCCCGGUGGCGGUACUAAAAGAUUCAAGGAAGAAAAUGGCCAACUUAUACUAAAUUGGUAUUUUAAGAAGCAAUGCACCUUGUUAUUUCAAGGUACGGAGGCAGACGGCUUAAAGAAUAAACUGAUAGAUCUACUUGCCAAAGAAAAGCCUCAAUCUUUCAUCGAGCAAGAAGGAAAUAUAUCCGGUAAUGGCGGGUUUCCAGACGAAGCCGACAGCAUCCUCGCUGUUACUGUGGACAGUGAACAGCAACCAUUUACUAGUUUAUCAUCUACUAGCGAAAACCUAAACGUACCUACCGACAACUGUCCUUGUAGAUGUAAAUCAAUGGCAACCGAAAUUGAAGGGAUAAAACUGGACAUAGUCAUCCUACAAAGCCAAAUGUCGAGCGAAAGCACAAAGACUAAAUGUACGAACGAAGAAAUAAGCAAGUUACAAAUUGAAUUAAAAAACGAACAGCAUAAAAAUGCUAUACUAAAAGAUCGAGCAACGAGAGCUGAGGAAGAACGAGAUUCGCUUCGUCUUGCGUUAAAACUUCUCAUGCAAGACCAAUCCGUUGACAAUAUUAAUCCUUCGACUAAGACUAAAGACCAAGAGCAAGGCAAUUGCUGGAAUACAGUACCGAAGACCAGAAAUAGAACAAUAAGCAGUAACAUCACAUCAAAUGUAAACGGCAAUGCAACUGGCGGAGUAGCUGAAUGUACAUGGUGCCAAAACAACUUUCUGGUCUUAGAUGACCUAAAUGAAUCCUGCAGAAUUAUCGACGAGAUGCAGAUAAAAAAACGAAUUGGCAGCGAUGGAAGCAACGAGGGCAAAGAUAAACCGCCAGCAAGCAAGCGUCAGCAAGCAAGAGUACAAAACAACAAAAAUACUGUAGUAGUAGGAGACUCGAUUGUCAAAGGUUUGCAGCAACACAAACUUUCGAAAGCAGCAAAGCAGAACGUGGGUGUGAAAUGCUUCCCAGGAGCGACUGUUGGUGAUAUGAGCGAUUAUAUAAAACCCGUGCUACGUCGAAAGCCAGAUAUCGUUAUUCUACAUGUGGGAACAAACAACGCCACUAACAAAAAAGCAAGCGAGAUAGUUAAUGACAUCGACAAAUUAUGCCAAGAGGUCAAAGAAAUUGAUCCCAACGUUGAAAUAAUAUUGUCUGAAUUGACCAACAGAGAGGACAAUGCAAAGGCCAAAACAACUGUUCAAGAGGUAAAUCGUUUGUUAGCAGAUUACUGUACUGCGACUAAUUUAAAUUUAAUUAUACAUAACAACAAUAUCCUCAGUAAGUCGCUUAACAGAUCCAAAUAGCAUCUGAAUAAGUUAGGAUCUUCUACUUUAGCUAAAAACUUUAUUAGUUAUUUACAUAAUUUUUAGCCUAGGUAAAGUUCCAACUCUUUACAGCAAAAUUUCCGACACCGAACCAAAAGAGCCAAGUUGCUCCAUUGAGAAGAUUAUUCCACAAACAAAGUGUGAAAAUAGCAUUACAUUUUUACAAUCUUUGAAAGGAUUUAGAGUUGGGCAUUUAAACAUCGCUUCGUUAGUCAAGCAUGUUGAUGAAUUAAAAAUAUAUUUGGAAAAAGAACCACUGGAUGUUUUGAGCAUUAACGAAACUCGUUUGGAUGAAACAAUUAGUACAGAUACUGUUAGUAUACCCGGUUACGACAUGGUUGCCAAAAAUCGUAAUCGGCAAGGAGGCGGUGUUGCAAUUUACCAUCGCAGUAUUUUGAACGUAAUUGAUAGAGAUGAUUUAGUCCCAGACGACGUCGAGGCUGUUUGCCUCGAAAUUAUUAAGCCUAAAUCUAAACCUGUCUUAGUUGCAUCUGCAUAUAGGCCACCGAAUUCGCAAAUUGAAUUCCUUGAUAAAAUUGAAGUAUUAUUUCAAAACCUUGACAACGAACAUAAAGAACUAAUUAUCGUGGGCGAUUUAAAUUGUGAUUUUUUAUCCAACAAUUUAAGCAAUCACACUAAACGUUUUAAUGAUAUAGUUAAUAUAUUCCAGCUGACACAGUUGAUUGACCAGCCUACACGAAUUACCGAAAAAACAGCUUCUCUUUUGGAUGUCGCUCUUGUAAACAAUCCUGAAAAGAUUUCGCACUCAGGAGUAUUGCAUGUUGGAAUAAGUGACCAUAGCUUGAUCUACGUUUGUAGAAAAAUUUCGUUUGUAAAAAAUGAUCCCAAAUUUGUUGAGUCAAGAAAUUUUAAAAACUACAUACAGCGAGACUUUAACCAAGACUUAUACCAUGCUUUAUCUAAUUUAAAUUGGGAGAUAAAUGAUCCAAAUAUGCUUUGGGAGAACUUUCAAACAACAUUCAAUUAUGUUGCUGACAUUCAUGCUCCACUUCAAAGCCGUAAAGUUAUAAACAGAAAGGCACCGUGGCUGACUGAUGCAAUUAAGAAAAGUAUGAAUCGCCGAGAUUAUCUCAAGAAGAAAGCUAUUAAGACAAACUCAACUGCAUGCCACAAUGCUUACAAAAGUCUUCGCAAUGAGAUUAACAAAAAAAUUAUGUAUGCAAAGCGAGAUUAUUACACAAACUGUGUUGACAGAAACAGAAAUAAUACAAAGCAAAUGUGGAAACAUAUUAAUCAGUUAGUUAAUAAAAAUUCUAGAUCAACAAAUAUAUCAGUACUACAAAUAGACGAACAGGUUAUUACUGAAAAUGAAACUAUAGCUGAUUUGUUCAAUGAAUAUUUUACUGAUAUAGGACCAAAUCUGUCGAACCAGAUCACGGAAACUAACACUGAUUUUAAACGUUAUAUGCAAUUUAAAACUCAACAUAAGUUCAAUUUCGAAAACAUUAAUAUCAAUGAAGUGUUAAAUGCACUGGAGAAAUUAAAGACGUCUAAGUCAACUGGACAUGAUAAUAUCCCAGCAAAACUUUUGAAAGAUGCGAGUGAUGCCGUGGCGCCUUUUUUAGUAUUUAUUUUUAAUACUUCACUCAAACAUGGAAUUUUCCCUGAUGAUCUUAAGACUGCAAGAAUUUCUCCAAUUCAUAAACCUGGUGACAAAAAAAAUCGAGGCAAUUAUAGACCGAUUUCCAUUCUUUCGAUUAUUGCUAAGUUAUUUGAGAAACUUGUCUGUACACAGCUCAAUUCCUUUUUAACUGAAAAUAAUAUUCUGAGUUCGUGUCAGUCUGGUUUCCGUAAAAAUUAUUCCACCGCAUCAGCCCUUUUAGCAAAUAUGGAUUCAUGGUUACUUAACAUGGAUGCUGGGAUGGUAAACGGAGUACUUUUUCUGGACUUAUGUAAAGCAUUUGAUACGGUUGAUCAUGUAAAUUAUCUAUCUAUGGAAUCCAAAAUAAGGCCUUAG